Molecule: messenger RNA, 1158 nt
Organism: Thermochaetoides thermophila DSM 1495
Lineage: Eukaryota; Fungi; Ascomycota; Sordariomycetes; Sordariales; Chaetomiaceae
Product: putative metal transporter protein
Exons: 2
Coding region: 1-1158 (385 amino acids)
Biological process (GO): monoatomic cation transport; transmembrane transport
Cellular component (GO): membrane
Molecular function (GO): monoatomic cation transmembrane transporter activity
Source: RefSeq, a predicted model, not a curated record
AUGUGUACGACUUCGCAGAUGCGUGGUCAUCACGACCACUCCCACGACGAACACAAUCAUGAUCAUAACCACGACCAUGACCACGGUCAUCAUCACCAUCACGGCCUGCUCGGCCAUCACCAUCACCACGACAACGUUUACUUGACUUCUUCGAAUAAACAUGACGCAGGUGUGCGCAUCACUCGCAUCGGCCUGUACUCCAACCUAGGCAUGGCCAUCGCCAAGGGCGCCGGUGGUUACAUCUUCAACUCGCAGUCCAUGAUUGCCGACGCCUGGCACUCCCUUACUGAUUUGGCCUCCGAUAUCCUGACUCUCGCAACAGUCUCCUGGUCGCUGCGCCCGCCUACCAAAAACUUCCCGCUGGGCUUUGGCAAGGUUGAAAGUCUCGGCUCGCUGGGCGUCUCCUCCAUGCUGCUAUUCGGCGGCAUCUUCAUGUGCAUCAGCAGCUGCCAGUCAUUAUAUGCACACUGGUUCUUGGAUACCGAGGCGGCUGCGGCACUGUUGGAGCAUGCAAUGAAAGUUGCCCGCGAACGCAAAUCCUCCGUCCUCGCCUCGAAUGCCGUCCACCACCGCGUCGACUCCCUCACUGGCAUCGUCGCGCUCAUCGCCAUCCUAGGUGCCAACCUCAUCCACGACGCGACCUGGCUGGACCCCGUUGGCGGCCUGUUCAUUUCCCUGCUGGUCAUCCGCGCCGGUGUUGGCAACACCCUCUCCGCGCUGUACGAACUCGCCGACCGCUCGAUCGAUGAUGAGGUGCGCGAUUCGAUCGCAAAGCAAGUGGGCAAGGCCUUACUUAACCCGACCCCGGUGAAUAGUGGUGAGAAGAUGGCCUUCCAGGGUGAGCAGGUUGAGCUGAGGGAGAUCACCGGCGUCAAGUCGGGACAGAAUUAUUUGGUGGAUGUAGAGCUGGCCGUGCCGGCGCUGUGGACAGUCGAGGAAGUGCGUGCUGUGGAGCAGGCGGUGCGCGCACGGGUCGGGACCAAGGUUAGGGGAGUGAGAAAGUUGCGGGUAAGGUUUGUGCCGAAGGGGGUGGAGAGUUACGGGGGUAGAGAUGAGUUUAUUCCGGUUAGGGAUACGCCCGAGCCGGAGGGGGAGGGGAGUGAUGAUGAACAUCAUCAUCAUGAGCAUGUGCAUAAGAAGGGGAGUAAGGGGGAGUGA